Molecule: messenger RNA, 1020 nt
Organism: Caenorhabditis remanei
Lineage: Eukaryota; Metazoa; Nematoda; Chromadorea; Rhabditida; Rhabditidae
Exons: 6
Coding region: 1-1020 (339 amino acids)
Biological process (GO): signal transduction
Source: RefSeq, a predicted model, not a curated record
AUGAAGUAUAUGGACUCUCUGAAAUUCGGAGCCCCAUGGGCUCUACUUAUCGUAUCGAUCGGUUGGAUUUGUUAUCAGAAUGUGCAGAUUCAGGAGUUGCAGGCAAACCGCCAUAAACGAGAGCUGAAUUCAAAUUGGUUGCCAAAAACCGAUGAUGAUACUACUAUUUUCAUGCCAAUCUACGCACAAGUGUCGAAAAAACACAUUCGAAAGGUGUGCAUGGAACACUUCCAUUCCUUCAAGCACUACCGUGAGCUGGAAAAACCAUCGACUCGCCAACCAUCCCCCUCAGUGGUGAAGGAGCUUAAGAGAAAAUGCUCUGCGGAAGUCUCAUUUGGUCAACCCGUCUUAAUCGGGGAACGUAAAAACCCGGAAGGCUGUGCGUAUUUAGACGGUGGUCACUGGCACGUCUGUGAACUAUCCCAUGGCUAUACUAUGCUAUCAUUCAAGGGGAAUCGACGGUUGAAUAGUUCGGAGACACGGGCGGUCCAGUUUCUACCGUAUCCCUUUGAUGGGACAGAUAAUAUGGUGUAUAACAACACGAUGUGGUAUAGUGAGAGUGAUCGCUUGAUAGCCUAUAAUUUGAAGACGGAGAAGUCGAACUCGAUAUAUUUGAGGACUUCCUUGGACCCCAUCUACGCCAACUCCUCAUCCCGCCUGGACGUUCAAGCCGAAGAGCACGGAAUCUGGGUUCUCUAUAGAAGACGUGACGAGAAGAUUCUCUCGGUCAGCCGGGUGAAUGUACACACAAUGCAAAUCGUUUCUAACUGGACCCUCCCUUCCAUUGACACUUCCACUAUGUGCAACGCUUUUGUCAGAUGUGCUAUACUGUACUCUGUGGAGUGUGAUGGGACAGUGACCCCGGUCUAUGAUUUCUAUAGUCAUACGUAUAUUCAAGGACGGAAAACUGUUUGGGAAGGAUUGAGUCAACCGAUUGGAAAUGUGCAGUAUGAUCCGAAUAGCAAGGCGAUUGCAGUGUAUGCGAAUGCGAAAAUUUAUAAAGUUCCUGUUUUGCAAUAA